GAAUUUCUCGAACUUUGACCCCGUUUUAGUCGUCUGGUGCGCACCACCUCACGAAUUCACACAAUCUAAGGGCCUAUACAUAUGUCCGACAAUUCUACCCUGACCGAGGCCCUGACCAUCGGGUUGCAAACUAAUCAGAUCAUUAGAAUCAGAUUGCUAGAAAGAAGCAGAUUCUGGCCAUUGCUACGAAUAGCUCUGUCUCGCUCUAUGAUAGAAAACUCGAGAAUAGGUAAUGCACGGUUUAUGCUUUAUGGACAGAGCGUAGAGAGUACACAGUAUAACAUGUUUCUCCCAAAUGCAAAGAAGGGCAAAGGUCGAUGAUCCCAUUGCGAAUUGGCCGUAAAUCAGCUGUUCAACAAUUUGUACGAUUCAUUUUAAAUCCGUGGAGAAAUGUCACUGUCAAAUGACAGCUGUCAGGUGACGCUCGUUGCCGCAGUCGACAGCUGCGGUUCUCAAUUUACAAUGCUAAUAAUUAAUUAGGAUAUUCAAUAAUACAUCAAUGUUUUCACCCACUCAAAUAUCAGAGAUUUUUGCACGAAAUUUUAUGUAAAGAUAGCUGAAACUAAUUGUAAGUCGUUCACAAAGAUGUUACUGGCUAGCUUCAUGGUAUGCAGUUUACACAAAGAAUCUAUUUACCUCAUUUAUUAUCGGAAAUUUAUAUUUUUUUUUUAUAAUUACUAAUUGGAUAUUUGUAAUAAAAUAUGUUCAAAGUAUUUUUAACCGUGAUUUUUAUGGAUCUUUUAUUGCUGGAUAUCUCGUACGUUGACUCUUUUGGUAAACGACGUUGUCGUCAACAGAAAGUAACAACACAAGAACGCAAUUUUUAUAACCCACUAACCGACUCUAAAGACGAUUGCAUCGAUCCGUACUGCAAUUGUGGAUCUGUCGGGUUUGGAAUUGUUCAACAAAUUCCAUAUUCUCCUGUAACCUCUUCCUGCGAUCCCAUCAACGUUCAAUUUUCAUCUGCAUGUAUCCGAUGCGGUUUGUGCCUCGCAGUAGCCGAACAGGUUAGCAAAUUAAUAAGCCCAUGGACACAGGAAUAUCAUGAAUCGGCCGAAAUUGGAAGGAAAUUCAUUUAUAGCGUAUUUCGCUUAUUUCAGAUAAAUCAAACGUUGAUAGAAACACACGACAUGAUGAAACCGGAUCAAUGGCUCAACGAUAACGAGGCGUCAUCGGUAUUAAAAGCAAUAUGCGAUCACGCAUUUCGUCACUUCAGCUUACGAGAAAUAUCCGGCAAACGUUACAUCUGCGAUAGAAUUCCAGGUGCCACAUUGGUGACAUCGAGCGCUGAUGGACUCUGGGAAAUUAAGUACGUCGUAGAUGCUGUAAUUUUUUUUUUAUUCAUAGUUAAGCGUAAAGUUGUACUUUAUUGCUGACCUAACAUCGA
Messenger RNA from Athalia rosae (coleseed sawfly), 1387 nucleotides. RefSeq lists its product as uncharacterized. Lineage: Eukaryota; Metazoa; Arthropoda; Insecta; Hymenoptera; Athaliidae. The transcript has 2 exons. The record is from RefSeq and is a predicted model, not a curated record. The coding region runs from base 702 to 1376 and encodes 224 amino acids.